Spea bombifrons (plains spadefoot toad) is the source of this 1135-nucleotide messenger RNA. RefSeq names its product leukemia NUP98 fusion partner 1 (gene LNP1). Lineage: Eukaryota; Metazoa; Chordata; Amphibia; Anura; Pelobatidae. The transcript has 5 exons. The coding region runs from base 206 to 865 and encodes 219 amino acids. The record is from RefSeq and is a predicted model, not a curated record.
AUUGGCUUAUAUAAAGACUGUGGUUCCAACUGCUGCUGCUUUGGAUUUUUUUCCUUAAAGUCAGCUUAAGAGGGGGCGGCUUGAAACGAUCUAAACCUUUUUGCUGGCUGCCAGAUCAGCUCUUGAGUUGAGAGACACUUCCCAACUUGCUGCGUGUGCUUCUGCUCUUCUGGUGGGAGAUUCUCCCAAUUUGGGUCCAUUACUCAUGGAAUACGAAGAAGACAAUGACGACAUUCUAUUCGCUAAAUGGAUGAGUAGCUUCUGGGGCCACAGAGGGAUAGAGGAGGGCGAAAGGGAUGCCAGAAACCACAGAAAACGCCAGUCACGUGCUCUGUCUGAAAGGAGAGCAUCUUUACCUUGCCCGUCUCAGCUGUCUGCCAUGCAUGUGACCAGGUUUCACUCCGCUUCCAAAGCGCCAUCUCCUGUCUAUCUCAAGGGCUUCAAGGAUAUUCGGGAAGACACCAAAUGCAACAACCACAUGAAAAUGAGUAAAAUAUCUUUGGUAGAUAACUCAUUACCAGAAAGCAAGGGACAAAAGAAGAGAUCAAAUUCUAUCCAAGAGUUUUCAGAAUCCUUUGAAAAGCAGCUGCGCUUCAGAACCAAACGCUCCACAUCAUUGGGAGAACACUCGGUAUCCAGGAGGAACUCGGGGUGCAGAGAGAAGAAUGAAGAUGAGGAUCCGUGUGUUAUCUGUCAUGAUGACCUCCACUCGGGCAGUGUUUGGGAACUUCAUUGUAUGCACCGAUUUCAUAAAGAGUGUAUUGAAAAGUGGCUGUGCAAGAAGCAGACAUGUCCUACGUGUCGAGUCCAGGUUUUCACGUCCAAGUCAUUCUUCUUAUCUUCUGCUCGAAUGAAAGUCCCAUGAAGGAAAAGUUCUAGAACUGGAGCACGGAUCACUUUUAUGCUUGGAUUGUAUUAUAAAUUAUGGACUAAGAAUGCCCUACAGUUUAAUUCCGGAGAACUGUCAUGAGCAUAGCUUUGUUUUAUACUAUAGAAUUUAUUUUUUACAAAGAAUUAAAAAUGUCAAUCAAAUAACGAGUGCUGCACUACAAAAUCUGAACGAUAGUGAACAUAUUUAUAUAUUAGUUGUAAUAUAACACUGAAUUGUUAAUAAAAAUAUUUGCUACAUUUACUU